AUGGCCGUCUCCGCAGAUGCAGCUGUUGUGGAACUUCUUGAUAGCAGUAACUAUGAGGAUUGGAGUGUAUUGGUUAAAACUUACUUGUUGGCUCAAGACCUUUGGGAUGUAGUGGAAGAAGACGAAGAAGAAGAAGAAGAAGCUGAUGAUAAGUUCAAAGCUUGGAGGAAGAAGAAUGCCACGGCUUUACAUAAAAUCCAAAUUUCAUGCGGGGCGGAAGCUUUUUCCCUCAUUAGGAACACCACUUCAGCCAAAUGCGCUUGGGAUAUUUUGGCAGAAGAGUUCAACUACAACCCAAAACCAAAUGCUGCCAAGCAUGAUCCGUAUCAACCUUUCUUCGCUGCUGUUAAGCUCGGUGAUUGGCGUAAAGCGAAGGAAUUUCUUACCCGAGAUCCCAAUGCAAUAAGAGCAAUAUAUUCAACAGGAGGGACAGCUCUUCACAUUGCAACCAAGUUCGGACAUGAGCAUAUUGUGGAAGAGUUGGUUCAGUCGAUGACACCGGAAGACUUGGAAAUUGUGGAAGAUGAUAAUUGGACAGCUCUUCAUCUUGCUGCAAGAUUAAAUCUCAAAAUGGUUGAAUGCAUGGUUACAAAGAACAAGAAACUACUUGGCAUUGCUGACGGGUCCUACGGUCUGACGCCAAUUCUCGUCGGUGCUCAGUUUGACUUAUGGGAUAUCGUUCGUUAUCUCUACUCCCUCACUCCGAUCCAAGACUUAAUGCCAGAGAAUGGCCCUUAUGGCGCUGGGCUUGUUUGCAUGUGUUUACGAGCCAAACAAUUUGAUAUUGCGUGGGAAUUACUUCAGCGUUGCCCACGAUUGGUAAUUGCUGAAAGUCCGCAGGGAACAUCCCCUAUACAAGUAUUGGCUGAUAUCCCUUAUGCAUUUCCGAGUGGGACGCAGCUCAAAUUCUGGGAAAAGUGGAUCUAUGAUGGUAUACACAUACAACACCCUCCUGCCAUCCCUGAUUUUCAUGAAAAAGUAUAUAGCCUCAUAUAUGGGGUUGAUCAAAGAAAUCUUAUUGCAACAUUUUCAGAUGCUUCUGGAAAUGAUAUGCUACAUCUUGCAGGGAUGCUAUCUCCAACAGAAAAACUUGAUCGUAUUUCAGGUGCAGCCUUGCAAAUGCAGAGAGAAAGACAAUGGUUCAAGGAGGUGGAAAGUAAUGUAGUUUUACCCUCGGGAGUGGGAGCUUUCAAUAACAAGGGUAUGAGUCCCCAUCAACUAUUUACCCAGAACCAUAAUAAAUUGAAGGAAGAAGGAGAAAAGUGGAUGAAAGAUACAGCAACUUCUUGUACAGUUGUAGGUGCCCUCACUAUUACCAUCAUGUUUGCUGCAGCCUUCACGGUUCCUGGUGGAAACAAUGGAGGAACAGGCUUUCCCUUGUUCUUAGAUGAAAAGAUGUUUAUAGUUUUUAUAGUUUCAGACGCUAUAUCACUCUUUUCUUCCACAACUUCAGUGUUGAUGUUUUUGGGAAUCCUUACAUCACGAUAUGCAGAAGACGAUUUCCUAAAAUCCUUACCCACAAAGAUGAUAAUCGGCCUUUCAACACUCUUUAUCUCCAUCGCUUCCAUGAUGGUUGCCUUUUGUUCUGCUCUUUUCCUUAUGCUUCAUGAAAGACUAUGGAUUGUCAUUCCAAUCAUUUUCCUCGCCAGCAUUCCAGUCACCUUAUUUAUUUGGAUGCAAUUUCCCCUUCUUGUUGAGAUUUUCAUUUCAACAUUUGAGUUGUUGGUGUUGCUAUGUACCCUCCGUUUGGAUGAAGGAAUUGAAAAUUACAUAGAAUUCUUUUACAAAGAUGUAGUUUCAGGGUAUAAAGGCCUAGUGUGGUAUAUUUGUUAG
Messenger RNA from Prunus avium (sweet cherry), 1833 nucleotides. Lineage: Eukaryota; Viridiplantae; Streptophyta; Magnoliopsida; Rosales; Rosaceae. The record is from RefSeq and is a predicted model, not a curated record.